AUGUUGGGAGAACACCACCAACAACUGCGGGAGUGGGACGUCACCUGUUUCUUUGGCUGCCCUUCGUUUUUUGUGAAGUCUGUGUAUAUGAGGGGGUGCGAGUACCGUUUGGUUAUUUCUUUUCCAUGUGUGCGUUUGUGCGUGUGCGUAUGUUUUCCUUUACUUUUUACUGCUAGCGGAGUGCGAAGGGGCACAAUUAAGGGAAGGAAGGAAAGAAAUAAACGCGGAAGCGGAAUAAAAUUCAUGUCGCUGCCUUCCUUGUUAUCGUCUGCGGCAUCUUUAUCGCGGAUGCGGGUUGUACAACGGGGGUUUCUCACACGUCGCGGGGGACGUCAUUUGACACGGGCUGCUGUCGCCGUGGAGUACCGCCCAGCGCAGCAGAAGAGAAUUAGCGACGGCAGUUACGGACGUGUGAUUGACGCCGAGGUCUUGCACGGCGAUGAGCAGCAAUUCUGGGGCGAGCGGCGCAAUUACUACUGCAAACGUGCGCCGUACUUUCCCACAUGGGAUCGGCUUGCGCAGACGCUGAUUCUCAUGACACGGCAAGUACCGCGUGUGCCGCAGGAAAUGGCGUUUCGUCUUAUGGCAGUCUUUUUGAAGCUGAUGCUGCUGCCGCGACUCGUGAUGAACGCGGAGUUGAUGCUACCAUCAUGGGUCGCAACCAACGCGGAGGGUGUCAUCACGCAGGCUGUGGGGGACGAAGAGGACGCGAGAAAGAAAAAGAAGGAGAGUGAGGACACGGCGGGGGAAAAGAAAGAGGAGCCCACGAAGCGGUGA
Messenger RNA from Trypanosoma cruzi, 777 nucleotides. RefSeq lists its product as uncharacterized. Bases 1 to 777 code for a protein of 258 amino acids. The transcript has a single exon. NCBI's taxonomy places the organism in Eukaryota, Euglenozoa, Kinetoplastea, Trypanosomatida, Trypanosomatidae. The record is from RefSeq and is a predicted model, not a curated record.